AUGACUACCAAAAUGGCAUGCUAUUUUAUUUGGAUAACAAUUGAGUUACGCGAAUUAUUCAAUAUAAUACUUAUCGAAAAUUAUAAAAAAUCAAAAAUAAUGGCUAUCACCUUGUGGUCAUUCUACUUAUCUCAUCAAAUUUUCAAAUUCCUGCUUGUAAAUUAUAUGUGCGAAACAAUCAGUACUAAGGCAAACGCAACAGCAAAUUUAUUAAAUAGAUUAUCCUGUACCACUUGUGAUGUUGAAAUUCGUGAAAUCAUUUCACAAUUUUUAUUGCGAAUAGUUUAUGUGCCUCUUAGAUUCUCUGGAAUGGGACUUUUCCAAUUUGGUUUCAAAUUUCUUUAUAAGUUUAUCUCAUCUCUUGCGACUGUUUUAGUUAUAAUU
This is a messenger RNA of Trachymyrmex septentrionalis, 384 nucleotides long. RefSeq lists its product as uncharacterized. Gene Ontology annotation, cellular component: membrane. Lineage: Eukaryota; Metazoa; Arthropoda; Insecta; Hymenoptera; Formicidae. The annotation marks the transcript as partial. Gene Ontology annotation, biological process: sensory perception of taste. The transcript has 4 exons. The record is from RefSeq and is a predicted model, not a curated record.